UCUUAACAGCUCCCAGAGAGCUCAUCAUCAUGUCAGAUCAGUAUGUGUGGUUUGAAGGGGUACCCUUUCCUUCCAAAUAUUUGAAAUGUGAAAUAAUAAAAGAAGUACGUGACAAGUUUGUGCUGCAGGAUGAAGAUAUAUUUACAGUCGCUUACCCCAAAUCAGGAAUCAACUGGGUGAUUGAGAUUGUUUGCCUGAUUAACUCCAAGGGGGAUCCCAAGUGGAGCCAAUCUGUGCCUAUCUGGUAUCGCUCUCCUUGGAUAGAGACAAAAGAUGGGAAUGAAUUAAUAAAUGGAAAGGAGAGACCUAUGUUCAUCAGCUCCCACCUACCCUUCCAUCUAUUCCCAAAGUCUUUCUUCAGUUCAAAGGCCAAGGUGAUUUAUGUAAUCAGAAACCCCAGAGAUGUUCUUGUGUCUGGUUUUUAUUUCUGGAAUGCAUAUCUCCAUACUCAAAAAGCAGAGUCACUGGAACAGUAUUUGCACUGGUUCCUCCAAGGACUUGUGCCUUGGGGAUCAUGGUUUGAGCACGUUCGUGGCUGGAUGUCCCUGAGAGGAAGGGAAAAUUUCCUUGUUUUGUCUUAUGAAGAGCUGCAAAAGGACAUAAGAGGCAGUAUACAGAAAAUAUGUCAAUUUCUCGGGAAGAGUUUAGAUUUGAAAAGCCUGGAUUUAGUAGUCAAGUACAGCUCCUUCCAAAGCAUGAAAGAAAACAAGAUGUCCAAUUAUUCCCUGCUGCAUCAUACCUAUCUGGAUCCGAAUACCUUAAUUACCAGAAAAGGUGUCUCUGGGGACUGGAAGAAUCACUUCACCGUAGCCCAGGCUGAAGUCUUUGAUAAAGUGUACCAGGAGAAGAUGUUAGGUUGUCCACCGGGGCUCUUCCCAUGGGAAUAAUGUCCCCAAAUUUUGGAUAUUAAGUGGAUAGGGACAUUUAAUCUCCUUUAUUUGUACUUGUGCAUAAAUUGGCACAGAUUCCAUGGAGUCAAACCUAUCAUGUUAUGCCUGAGCUUUAAAUAAUCAAAUCUUUACAUCUUUGCUCACUUGCUUGUUUAAAAUAACCUGAGUACACCUCUGCAAUUAGAGGAAUCAUAUCUUUUAAAAACUGUUUGUAGUAACUCAAGUACAUACCGUGCUAUGGAGAUGAUGUUACUUGAAGUUUGUCAAUGAUUUCAAGUAAGACAUAAAAUUCUAGAAGCAAUUAA
Molecule: messenger RNA, 1195 nt
Organism: Chinchilla lanigera (long-tailed chinchilla)
Lineage: Eukaryota; Metazoa; Chordata; Mammalia; Rodentia; Chinchillidae
Product: 3-beta-hydroxysteroid sulfotransferase-like
Exons: 6
Coding region: 30-887 (285 amino acids)
Biological process (GO): sulfation
Cellular component (GO): cytoplasm
Molecular function (GO): sulfotransferase activity
Source: RefSeq, a predicted model, not a curated record